Kluyveromyces lactis is the source of this 1020-nucleotide messenger RNA. RefSeq names its product TFIIH complex subunit TFB6 (gene TFB6). The record is from RefSeq and is a predicted model, not a curated record. NCBI's taxonomy places the organism in Eukaryota, Fungi, Ascomycota, Saccharomycetes, Saccharomycetales, Saccharomycetaceae. Gene Ontology annotation, cellular component: transcription factor TFIIH holo complex. The transcript has a single exon. The coding region runs from base 1 to 1020 and encodes 339 amino acids.
AUGUCAUCCAUUCCAACACCAACUACGCCUACCGCGCAUGACGCAGGUGAACAUGAAAUCAACGAAAUAAAUGAGGACGAGCUAUUGCAAUUAGAUUUGAAUCCAGAUUUGGAUGAUGUGGAAGACGUAAUAAUGGAGGAAGAUAAUGAAGGAUCGGUACCUCCGACCCUGAAACGCACAUUCAUCGAUAACGAGAAGCAAAACCCGGAAUUCGAUGAUCUGGAAGAUUUUAAGCCUGUUUUGGACAUCAGGUCUCCGUUUGAAUCUCACGUCGAUUUACCACAGUUAUCACGCACCCAAGAAAAUGGCCCAAAUUCAAAUGCGAGAAGAUUAUCUUUAUCCCAGCAAUCUAAAUUCGUAUCUUACAUAGACGAAAGACUAUUGCAAAUUCAGAGAAAAUUCGUCCAAAGUAGAGGUUUGAAUAAAGAGCAAGGGUAUGAAAGUCUUUCACAAGUCCUUCUCGACUUCAAGAAAUUGAUCGAUUUAAUCUGGUAUUCAGUCGAUGGCGUCAGCAACACUGACGCUAUUUUACAAUUAAACUUGGAUGACACUGCUCUUUACCAAAAAUAUCAAGGUUCUGAGUCAACCGAUUUUGGUCAGUCAUAUUAUCUAAUCAGAAUUUCAGACGAUCUUCUAGAUUAUUUGGAUAAAUUUCCAUUAACCGAGCAAGAUGAAUUUGAUGAUGAUAACGAGACCAAUGGUCGUUUUGAUAAUGGUUUUUCAAGUAAUAUAGGCCAAUCCAUGAAGCCUGAAACGUUUAAUGCAGAUUCACCCCGUACCCAUGGAUCUUUAAGAAAGCUAUUUAAAUUAUUGUCUAUAUUAGACUUUAUUUUUGCUAGAUUAAUUGACGGGAAAGUUCCGGGGAACUUUAGAAUAAGUGGAACAGAAAUUGUUAGAUUAAUUGGAAUAGCUGAGAGGACCAGAAUAUUACUACCGAAAUUAAUGGAAAAGAAUGACAUUCAUGGCUAUCACUAUGAAAUUUCAAGGGUGUAUCAAGAAACCUUAGAGAGAGGUACAUAG